This is a messenger RNA of Paramecium sonneborni, 1300 nucleotides long. Lineage: Eukaryota; Ciliophora; Oligohymenophorea; Peniculida; Parameciidae. The record is from the annotation of a GenBank genome assembly.
AUGAAAGAGUUAUUUUAUUAGUAGUACAUUUAUAAAAGAGUUCAAAACAAGUUCAUUGCUGAUAUAGAUUUACUAUAAAAAUUAAAAGAAUUGAAUGUCUCAAAAUAUGUAGAUUUGAAAAGAGAUGAUGAUGAUCUUUGUGUAAUAUAUAAAUUUGGAGGAGACGAAUUCAUCUCUCUAUCAGAUCUAAUGAAUCUAAAAGUAAUAAUAUUAUUCUAUAAAACAUAUUUAGACAUUAAAUCGCGUACAUUUAACUUAAUAAUAAGCUUAUAAAAUACUAAACUCUAUUUUAAUAGAAUUCUAAAAAAAAUAUCGAAUUUUAGGUAUUGAUUUUGAUCCAGAGGAUAUAUGGAUUAGAAAUGUUGAUUAAAAUUAAUAGUAAAAUAAUAUUUAAGUUUUUGAUGUUGUGUUUACUUCUUUAAUGAUAUUUAAUGAUGAAAAAUGGGAUAAAUAGCUUGAGUUUAAUUCAUUUAUAAGUUUAUUCAAAAAGCUCUUAAUAUUAUUUAUGCAUGAGUCAGAUAUAGAUAAAUUAAUAAAGAAUUGCUCUAAUUUCGAAGAUAUUUAAUCUAAGAUAUAAUAAAAUUAAGAUAAAUUCAGUCCAUUGGUAUUAGUUGCUAAAAUGAAUCAAAAAUUAAUUGAUGUAUUAGAACAAAAUAACUCCAACAAGAUAUAUCAAUGUAUCAAAAAUAAAGAAAAUUAUUAGUAAUUAAUUUCUAACAUAGUAAAUUGGGUAGUCAAAGGAAAUAUUUAUUUUGAUUAAACGAAAGACUUCACAAUUAAAGAUAUUUUUGAAAAACUAUAAUUUGAAGCAUUAUAUUAAAUGCUCAUAACUUGGGAAAAUGUUGACUAUCUCAUUUUAUAAUUAUAAAUGCUUGGCAUAUUCAGUAAGUAAUCCAAUUUAAGGAAAAUAAAUGAUUUUAUUUUUUGUUUGACUUUUCCCAAAUUAUAUGGUACUUUUAAAAAUUACAUUUCAAUGGAUGAAGCAAAUAAACUUACAGAACAAUGGUUUCAAUAUUAAGAAUAAAUUAUUUCUGAGAAAAUUCAACUUUAUAUAAAAAAUAUCUUUACUUUCUAUAAAGGAGAUAAAGAAGAAUGGGAGGAGGAAGAUUAUAAAAAAAUACUUUAAGAAGCGAGGGAAAGUAUAGAAUAAUAAUUUGUUAAGGAAAACUACCAUUACUUUAAAGAGGUGAUUCAAAGUGAAUUUUAUAAAUUAACCAAUACUUUGGAUAUAAUAAAAAAUUAUUACGAAAAAAAGGUUAAUAAAAUUAAUGAAGAGAUAUUAGAAAUAAUUUUUUAAUGA